Formica exsecta is the source of this 848-nucleotide messenger RNA. Its product is annotated as adenylate kinase isoenzyme 1-like. The transcript has 2 exons. The record is from RefSeq and is a predicted model, not a curated record. Gene Ontology annotation, biological process: nucleoside triphosphate biosynthetic process. The coding region runs from base 1 to 693 and encodes 230 amino acids. NCBI's taxonomy places the organism in Eukaryota, Metazoa, Arthropoda, Insecta, Hymenoptera, Formicidae. Gene Ontology annotation, cellular component: cytoplasm; cytosol. Gene Ontology annotation, molecular function: ATP binding; AMP kinase activity.
AUGGGUCUCAACUGUGUAAGGCCCGUCGAUCCUUUGAGUGCUUUGAUUCCAAGAAGCGACGAGCUCGAUGUUUCAACGAUUAAGGAAUCAAAAUUGCCGAUUAUUUUCUUGAUUGGAGGUCCAGGAGCAGGAAAAUCAACACAGUGUACACGAGUAGCAGAGCAUUACGGUUUUUGCACUAUUAUAACCAGAGAAUUGCUGCGCAACGAAGUAGCUACCGGUUCACAGAGAGGCGCUAUUCUGGCCUAUCUGAUAUCUGACGGUAAACUAGUUCCCGCAGAUGUCAUGGUGGAGCUCAUCAAAGCAAGGAUGCUGAGCAGCUUGAAUACGUCGCGGGGUUUUUUGCUGAGUGGAUUUCCCCGGGAGAAAGCACAGUGUAAGCAUUUCAACGUGCAUAUCCGGCCGCCGGAUCUCGUCCUGUACCUGUACGUCAGGGAUUCGCUGCUGAUGGAUAGGAUCUUAGCCAGAGCCAUCACCGCCACCCAGCGACAGAGCCGUAGCUUCGAUGAAAAUUUGCAGCGAAUCAAAGACUACGACAAAAUGAUCAAACCCGUCCUUAGGUAUUACAAAAAACAACUGGUGAUCAUCAACGGCGAGAACGACGAAACGGAAGUUUUCGAAGAUAUUUGCAACGCGAUCGAUAACGUCCUGAAGAAUUUUCCGAGCACGUCUACAGUGAAAGCGGUCAAUUAGAGUUUAUUCGUUGACACGUGUUGUGUUGAACUAGCAAUACUUGAUCAGUGUCAAUUAUCAUGUAAAAUUAUAUAAUAAUAUAAUUGAUGGAGUUUCACACUCUUGAAUUACAAAAAUUGUGCUUUGCACAUGCUACAUAAAUAUUAAAAUAAUCA